Hemisphaericaspora subhashii is the source of this 1026-nucleotide messenger RNA. It is a transcript of the gene GTR1, whose product is annotated as Rag GTPase. Gene Ontology annotation, molecular function: GTPase activity; GTP binding. Gene Ontology annotation, cellular component: nucleus; Gtr1-Gtr2 GTPase complex; fungal-type vacuole membrane. The coding region runs from base 1 to 1026 and encodes 341 amino acids. The record is from RefSeq and is a predicted model, not a curated record. Gene Ontology annotation, biological process: positive regulation of TOR signaling; regulation of autophagy; cellular response to starvation. Lineage: Eukaryota; Fungi; Ascomycota; Pichiomycetes; Serinales; Debaryomycetaceae. The transcript has a single exon.
AUGUCACACUCAUCAAGAAAGAAAUUACUACUUAUGGGUCGAUCAGGUUCUGGUAAAUCAUCAAUGAGAUCAAUUAUCUUUUCGAAUUAUAGUGCAUUUGAUACCAGAAGAUUAGGUGCAACUAUAGAUGUUGAAUUAUCCCAUUUAAGAUUCUUAGGAAAUAUGACAUUAAAUUUAUGGGAUUGUGGAGGACAAGAUGUAUUUAUGGAUAAUUAUUUUACUAAUCAAAAAGAUCAUAUUUUCAAAAUGGUACAAGUUUUAAUUCAUGUAUUUGAUGUUGAAAGUAAAUCAAUUAAUAAAGAUAUUGAAAUAUUUAUAAAAUCGUUAACGAAUUUACAAAAAUAUAGUCCUGGUGCUAAAAUCUUUGUAUUAUUACAUAAAAUGGAUUUAGUUCAAAUUGAUAAACGUGAAGAAUUAUUUAAUAUAAUGAUGGAUAAAUUACAAAAAAUUUCCAAUCCAUAUCAAUUUAAAUUAAUUGGGUUUCCUACAUCAAUUUGGGAUGAAAGUUUAUAUAAAGCUUGGUCACAAAUUGUUUGUUCAUUAAUUCCAAAUAUUAAUUUAUUUAAUAGUAAUUUAAUUAAAUUUAAUUCUAUUUUAGAUGCUGAAGAAAUUAUCUUGUUUGAAAAGACAACUUUUUUGGUCAUAUCUUCAACUGCAUCAAUUCAACAACAACAACAACUACAAGAUCUGAAUGGAGGACUCAUGAAUAAUAAUAAUAGCACCAGCACUAGUGUUGAAGAAUUAGAUCCAAAAAGGUUUGAAAAGAUUUCAAAUAUUAUUAAAACAUAUAAACAAUCAAUAUCAAAAUUAAGAACAAAUUUUAGAAAUUUAAUAAUACGAGGUAGUAAUGGAAAUAAUUUCUAUAUUGAUAUCUUAACUGAAAAUAUGUUUAUUAUGAUUGUAUUAAAAGAUAAACCUCAAUUAGAAAAUAAUUAUAUUCAACAACAUGAAGAAUUAUUAAUAUUAGAUAACAUAAGAGCUGCUAGAAAAUGGUUUGAAAAGAUUGAAAACUCAGGAAGUAGUUAG